UCUACCAAUGAUGUGGCCAAACUUGUGUGGUUAAAACAAAAUAGACUGGUCGCAUUUGCAGAGAGUUUCGACUUUCGAGAGAGAGAGAGCCAAAGCUACAAAAAUCUCAUAACUUGUACUUGUUUCCCUCUUCCUUGUAAAUAAUUUGGUAACGAAGACAAAGAAAGGUACUGUGCACCAGUCCAUAACCUUCCAAAAAACUUGUGGAAAGUGACUCACGACUCUCUCACCUCUUUGAUCAAACACCCUUCAUCGGAUUUGCAUACCUUUUCUUUAAGGUUCCUCCUUUCUUCCUCUUCAUUGGAAACUACAAAAAGUCAAAAGGUUGCCGGCCUCUUGUGUUUUGGUUGCAGCAUCAUUGUUCUUGUUCGUGGGAGUUGUUCAUGACUAAUCUAUGAGAUAACAGAGAUCGACUACAAUGUCAGUUGCACCAGUUGAGAACAUGGCAUCUUUGAACACAGACCUUUUCUAUGAUAUAUUGAGACGUCUCGAUGGACCAACUUUAGCUACUGCAGCAUGUACAUGUGCAGCAUUCUGUUCCAUCUCAAAAGAAGAGAGGUUAUGGGAAGAUGUAUGCUCUUCUAUGUGGCCUUCGACUAAUAGGGAAGAUGUCAAGAGUUUAAUAUCGUCCAUUGGUGGGUUCAGAAAGUUCUAUGCUGAUUGUUUUCCCCUUAUUGUAAACAAGGAAGUUACUGACUACCAAUGGAAUGACUACCUUGAGUACCCGGAAGAAUGGACCGAAGCUGAAUAUUACGGUGACAUGGAUGAGUUCGAAAGUAUAUCACCAUCAGAUUUUGUUUCAAUUGUGGACAUCCGGUACAAGGAUAAACUAAUUUGCUCAAAAGUUCUUUGGGGGAUUCCAAAUGCAAACGGCUUCAAUGGUUGGUUUUACAACUGCCCAUUUCGAAUUGAUCUUCUUACUUAUGCAGCUAGAGAUGAUGAUGACGGGGAAGCUUUCCUUUCUGUUGCUAACGGCCUGCCACCAAUCACAUCUAUGGAGACAGAAAGGAAAGAUGGGAAGUUAUGGCGGGGGCUCCGUGAUGGCCUCCGGCUUAGUUGGAUAGUCGUAAAUAGAAAAAUGAAGCAAGCUGCUAAUCUUGCUAGCUGGUGCCCUAUUGGUGGUCAAAGGCAUUGGCCAACAGACAAGGACUUUGUGAUUCGCUUCGGAUCCAUUCUUCCUGCUAGAGACAUCCUUCCUUGUCAAGUAGUGGAAUGCAUCCUCAGCAUGAAGUUCCGAGUGAUUUGUACUGAAGGAGAAGGUGCUGAGACAACCCUCAAGUUAACAGAAUUGAGCAUGCAGUUAGAAGACAUGGAAGGUUCUCAUGUCAAUGGAAGAAACAGUUUGCUAAUUCUCAAGGAAGCGCUGAGCUGCCGCCGUAGCAAAAACUACAGUGAAGUUCUUGAGUCGUGCAAUUUGUACUCGAAAGUGCAGAACGAGCUCAAAGAGGAGAAGAUGAGAAGCGAAAGCAGGUUAGAUAGACUUUGUAUCUUGAGUGGCAUUGCUGCAUUUAUAUCCUUCUGUUACUAUGUAUUGUGAAGACAUUACUGGUUUUUGUUCGCAACACUUAACUGAAACAGCUCUGACAAACAUUCCGCGUUUGUACUCUUCUGAUGUAAAAUUCAAAUCUUGCUUCACUUAAUCAAAAGGUUUUGCCUGCGUUUAUUCUGAAA
Messenger RNA from Rosa rugosa (rugosa rose), 1671 nucleotides. Its product is annotated as F-box protein At2g27310-like. The record is from RefSeq and is a predicted model, not a curated record. Bases 419 to 1537 code for a protein of 372 amino acids. The transcript is spliced from 2 exons. Gene Ontology annotation, molecular function: protein binding. Lineage: Eukaryota; Viridiplantae; Streptophyta; Magnoliopsida; Rosales; Rosaceae.